Messenger RNA from Cyprinodon variegatus (sheepshead minnow), 3844 nucleotides. It is a transcript of the gene chrnb2, whose product is annotated as cholinergic receptor, nicotinic beta 2. Gene Ontology annotation, biological process: signal transduction; regulation of membrane potential; monoatomic ion transmembrane transport. Gene Ontology annotation, molecular function: transmembrane signaling receptor activity; acetylcholine-gated monoatomic cation-selective channel activity. The record is from RefSeq and is a predicted model, not a curated record. The coding region runs from base 285 to 1919 and encodes 544 amino acids. Lineage: Eukaryota; Metazoa; Chordata; Actinopteri; Cyprinodontiformes; Cyprinodontidae. The transcript is spliced from 6 exons. Gene Ontology annotation, cellular component: postsynaptic membrane; synapse; neuron projection.
UCCAGCGCGUCGGAUCUAAGCGGUGAUCGCGUCGGUCGGCAGCAGCAUCCUCCUCUCCAAGCGCCGCGCACAGCUCACCUGGCUGCACCGCACUGAGGAUUCAUUUCUGCGUUAGUAUUCCCUCCUCAUCAGGGCGAGGAAGAAGAGGAGAACAUAGCCCAGGCAGACGUCAUUAUGCCAGGUAGAGUGUGAAAGGGAGGUGGGGGAGCAACACUGCGGGGCGUGCGUGGAGUAGGUGGCCUCUCCAUCCGGGUGAACACCUUUCCGGGCUCCAGGCGCGCACCAUGUCGGACGGCUGGAGGCUGCUGCUGAUGCUGGCUCUGCUCGCCAUUGUGGGAGUCGGCCUCGGGGCAGACACAGAGGAGCGGCUGGUGGAGCAUCUCCUAAAUCCAGCGCAUUACAACAAGCUGAUCCGACCUGCCACUAAUGGUUCUGAGCUGGUUACCGUGCAGCUUAUGGUGUCACUGGCCCAACUUAUCAGUGUGCAUGAGAGAGAACAAGUGAUGACCACAAAUGUCUGGCUCACGCAGGAGUGGCAGGACUAUCGGCUGACUUGGGUCCCAGAGGAGUUUGAUGGAAUGAUGAAGGUCAGGCUGCCCUCUAAACACAUCUGGCUGCCGGACGUGGUCCUCUACAACAAUGCGGAUGGGGUCUACGAGGUGUCCUUCUACUCUAAUGCAGUGGUGUCCUAUGAUGGCAGCAUCUUCUGGUUACCUCCCGCCAUCUAUAAAUCAGCCUGUAAGAUUGAAGUAAAGCACUUCCCUUUUGACCAGCAGAACUGCACGCUGAGAUUUCGCUCCUGGACCUAUGACCGUACAGAAAUAGAUCUCGUGCUUCGUGCUGACGUGGCCAGCAUGGACGACUUCACGCCUAGCGGAGAAUGGGACAUAAUUGCUCUGCCAGGCCGACGAAAUGAGAACCCAGCUGACCCCACCUAUGUGGACAUCACAUACGACUUCAUCAUCCGCAGAAAGCCGCUGUUUUAUACCAUCAACCUCAUCAUACCCUGUGUGCUCAUCACUUCCCUGGCCAUCCUGGUGUUCUACCUGCCGUCAGACUGCGGAGAGAAAAUGACGCUUUGUAUCUCGGUGCUGCUGGCUCUCACUGUGUUCCUGCUGCUGAUUUCAAAGAUUGUACCACCAACCUCCCUAGACGUCCCUCUGGUGGGGAAAUACCUGAUGUUCACCAUGGUUCUAGUCACUUUUUCCAUAGUCACCAGUGUCUGUGUGCUCAACGUCCACCACCGCUCUCCUACCACGCACACCAUGCCUCCCUGGGUCAAACUGGUGUUCCUCAACAAGCUCCCUGCCCUGCUCUUCAUGCGACAGCCAAGGAACAGCAGUGAGCGCCAGCGGCUACGCCAGAGGAGGAGAGCACAGGAGCAAAAGGAAGGCGGGCGCAGCGGGGAGCCGGGGGCCCUGAUGGUGGGUCUGGGACUUGGUGGUGGAGGUGGCAAUGGAGGGGGAACCACCUCAUCUGUUUUUGGGAAGGACGACGGGGACCCUUGCACGUGCUAUGUGAACCGUGCGUCUGUUAAACAGUUUGGAGGUGAACUGGUGGGCGCUGGAGGGGGAUCAAUGGACGGUCUAAACAGAGUGAGAGAUGGCCGGGAGGGUGGGUCUGGAAACCUGCCGAGGGGGAAGCAGGCAGCCGGAGGUCCUGCUUUGACUCAGGCCUUGCUGGCUCAAGCCUGUCCAGGAUUUGAUGAGGCAGUGGAAGGAGUUCGCUUCAUCGCCAACCAUAUGAAGAGCGAAGAUGAUGAUCAGAGCGUAAGCGAAGACUGGAAGUACGUUGCCAUGGUGAUCGACCGGCUCUUUCUCUGGAUUUUUGUGUUUGUUUGCGUGUUCGGCACGUUGGGCAUGUUCAUGCAGCCCCUCUUCCAGAAUUACACAGUGAAAACCAUCAACACACCGGGCUGAUUGUUCCCCAAACGGCAAACACGUAACGGACAGCUCAGCUCCCUGACCAAUCAGCACAGCAGGACAAAGGCCCAAGGUGUUUUGGUGGUGUGAGAAUGUGUGUGUGCGUAUGUGCGUGUGUGUGUGAUCAUGUACCUUGGGAUGGGGAUUUUAAUGUUAUAAUGUCUAUGGAACUGGAAUCGCACUGGUACUGAACAGCUGUCUCGUCCAUUAACUUUAUGACAACAUUUUUGCAACAAGCAAACCUAUUUUCUUCUAUGAGCAUUGAAGAAAUUACAGUGAAACUCUUUUUCCUGCAUUUUUUAUUGUUGCUGGAAAAUCAAAACAGACUGACCUCCCCUCUCUGGUGUUAAGAUCCUCCCAUUCCCCCCUCCUCAGCCUGUCAAAGAGUCUCUAAGAGUGAGGACUCUUGGAUUUUCUCCUUUUUACACCCUGCCAAACCACUCUGACUGCUUAACAGCAUCUCCACAGCAGGAAUGAGUCCAUGGUGGUGUUGAAUGAUAUUAGACAUCAGAGGGGGAAGAAAAGUUCAUAUUAAGCUUCUUCUGUUGUUUUAAAAAAAAAUCCACUGUCAGUGAACUGAUUUAGUCCGUGUUAUCAUAGCGUAGCAGCUUGCCACAAGCAUAUAGCAUUAAGUAAAUAUUAGUAUUUCUAAACAUCAGUUCAUACACAGGUUUGUUGCUGAUGGAGAAGUGACAGAGUGUUGUGCGAUUGUAAAGAUGUAAAAGGAAUGUGAUUUUAAACUGUAUGGGGCAGCCAGUGUCCUGCACACUAACCGUACGUGUGACAGCUGCAUAUUAAAGGGACAUAUAAAGAGGAUGCUAAUGCUUAAAGAAAGCUAGGAAGGAAUAAUAUUAAGAAAUCAUGCAUGGACCCAUUUUGUGUUUCUUGCUUAAAGUGUUUCAACUUGCUGUAGCAGAGGGCGCAGUUGCAGAUGAGUCCUGAAAAAUGCAGGAAUCUGAGCCAAAAUGGUGCAAUAGAACAGAAUAAGUGCUGGACACAGGAAUGUGAUUUCUAUUUAACCAGUUGGAGUACCGAGCUAAGAGGAGGUAUUGGUUGUAGGGAUGGUUGGGGGGUAAAGCAAAUCAACAGAGACUUCUGGAUUAUUGUGUGUAUUAACAUGGUUUCACAGCUGUUUGCUUUGAGUUAUCCUUCUAACCACCAGGGUGUUUGAAAUAUACCUAUUUGCUGUCUGUUCUCCUCGUUAGAGAUGCACCUACAAAAAAAGCUUGUGACCUCAUUCAGUCAAUCUCCAGCUUCAAGCCCCAGAGAGAAACUCCAAAUGUACUUAUUUACUACUUCAGUGUGGUGUUCCAAAUUAAAAGGCAGAGAAAGCACAGCAAAGCUAGAAUAUCUUUAGAGGAAACAGGGUCGUUCAUGUCAUCUGGUGAAGGUUUGUUCAGGCUGAGCAAGAAGGACUUUGCAGUAGAUGACUGGAAGGAUUACAUGUUGCUUUAUUCUUUUAAGAUUUCAAUCUGUUUGAAAACCUGCUAAAUUGGGUCAUGUUUAAAUCCUUUUAAAUGAAAAAGUCAGGAUCUAGACCAGUGAUUCCCAACCUGUACGUGUGUAAAUGUGCCCCUAGUGAUCCGCGAGUGCAUUGCAAGGGGCACAUGAAAAUAUUUUAUUCAUUUUUCUAAGGGCCAGAUUGAAAAAUUGAACAAGCUUUUAUUAACCAAAAAUAUAAGAUUUUACAGCCUGAAAGUAGCUCAGAUAGCUCACACUGAGCUGUCUGAGCUCAUCAAAGCAGCUGAGGUGUCUGGAUGAAAACAGAGUAAAACUAAUAAAGUCAGUCUGGCUGUAAUUUUUCUGUAUUUCCUUCCCAAUUCCUCAAGUUUAAAUGUGAUUAAAAGGGAGUUACUCAGAGGAGCUCCAGCUUUAUAAAACACAGGUUUAUAAUAUGUUUUUAUUUUGUAUUUAUUCCCUUU